Leptinotarsa decemlineata (Colorado potato beetle) is the source of this 3206-nucleotide messenger RNA. It is a transcript of the gene lute, whose product is annotated as BTB/POZ domain containing protein 3 lute. Gene Ontology annotation, biological process: neurogenesis. Lineage: Eukaryota; Metazoa; Arthropoda; Insecta; Coleoptera; Chrysomelidae. Gene Ontology annotation, molecular function: protein binding. The record is from RefSeq and is a predicted model, not a curated record. Gene Ontology annotation, cellular component: cytosol.
ACAGUAACCGCCCGUGCUCCCAAACCCGUCUCGAUGCUGGCGCGGGACGUCUGCCCGAUGUAGCGUCAUGUUGGGAGCGGAACAGAGCGGCCUCAGCGUCGGAAGGAACGCGCUGACUUGGAUCCUAGGCCACGCGGACGUCUGGUAUUUGUUGCUGAAGUGCGCGACCUUCGUCAGCAAGAGGCACGGCAACUUCCCGCAGAGCACAGUCUCCAUCUUGGAGAAUCUGUUGAUGCUCGACGAGGGGCAAGAGGACGACGAGGAGGAGGGCAACAGACAGGAUCUGGACGACGAUGAUGACGAGGCUGUCUUCCGACAAGCAGAAACCCUGACCAAUGGCCCUCUCAGUCUAUCCCCGCCCCACCACGCCGUCUCGCAAAGGGAAAACCUGCAGGUGAUGCAGCCGGCAAGCGCCCCCGGCUCCCCACCAGCUACACCGUGCGCAUCAUCCCCCCUCAGCCCCCCAGGAACCCUCGACUCCAAUUGGCAAGCUUCCAAACCGACGGUGCGCGAAAGAAACGCAGCCAUGUUCAACAAUGACCUGAUGUCGGAUAUAAAGUUUCUAGUUGGAACGCCAGGCUCUACCCAAGCUAUUCCCGCUCACAAAUAUGUUCUCGCCACGGGUAGUUCCGUGUUCUACGCCAUGUUCUACGGCGGUCUAGCGGAGUGCAAACAGGAAAUAGAAGUUCCGGACGUCGAACCGUCAGCGUUCCUAACCUUGCUCAAAUACCUGUAUUGCGACGAGAUCCAACUGGAAGCGGACACGGUCCUCGCCACGCUGUACGUCGCCAAGAAAUACAUAGUACCCCACCUGGCGAGGGCCUGCGUCAACUAUCUCGAGACUAGCCUCACCGCAAAAAACGCCUGCCUCCUCCUCAGCCAAUCGAGGCUGUUUGAAGAGCCGGAGCUGAUGCAGCGCUGCUGGGAGGUUAUAGACGCUCAGGCAGAAAUGGCAGUGAAGUCGGAGGGCUUCGUCGACAUAGACAUGUCCACAUUAGAAUCGGUGCUGGGAAGAGAGACCCUCAAUUGCAAAGAAAUGAACCUGCUGGAAGCAGCUCUGAACUGGGCGACGGCGGAAUGUAAUCGUAGAGAAAUGGAACCGACCCCGCAGAACAAAAGAGACGUCCUAGGCAACGCCCUCUAUCUAAUUCGUAUACCCACGAUGACGCUGGAAGAGUUCGCGAAUGGAGCCGCUCAGAUCGGUAUUCUGACGCAACAAGAGACGAUUGAUAUAUUUUUUCACUUCACCGCUACUAACAAGCCGUGUUUGCAGUAUCCUAUCAAACCGAGGGCCGGACUGAAGUCGCAGGUCUGUCACCGAUUCCAGUCAUGCGCCUACAGAUCCAACCAAUGGCGCUACCGCGGACGCUGCGACAGCAUCCAGUUCUCCGUCGACCGCCGCAUAUUCGUAGUAGGCUUCGGCCUGUACGGCUCUUCGAACGGAGCGGCAGACUACGCGGUCAAAAUCGAACUGAAGCGGCUCGGCCGAGUGUUGGCCGAGAACAACACCAAGUUCUUUUCGGACGGUUCGAGUAACACGUUCCACGUCUACUUCGACAAUCCGAUCCAGAUCGAACCAGAGAGCUUCUACACGGCCUCCGUCAUCCUCGACGGCAGCGAGCUGAGCUACUUCGGCCAGGAGGGCAUGAGCGAGGCGACGGUGGGGCAGGUGACGUUUCAGUUCCAGUGCAGCUCCGAGAGUACCAACGGAACGGGAGUGCAAGGCGGUCAGAUUCCGGAACUUAUUUUUUAUGGACCGGCGCACGAGGAGUAUUAAAGGGAGAGGGGUUGUUGGAUUAGCACGGUAUAUCUACCGAGUGUUUUUGUAUGGUGAUUUCGAAGUGGUUUGAAUGUGGGAGUGUCGGAACCGGUUGACGCGGAUGUUAUUAGUGAGGUUAGGUUUCAAGGGAUCUCAAUCACAACAGUGGCGGAGUUCUGUGUUAUCUGGGGGUUGAACGUGAACUAAGAACUUAAUUUGCAUGCAAUAGGAACCUUAUUCAAUUGAUUACUAUGAGAAACUGAUGAAUUUUAUGUAGCAUUUUUCAGUUCUGAGGUUUCCGAGGACACAGUUUCUAAACUAACGCAAUCUAUAUUAUUUCUGAGGUGGAAAAAAUAAUAGGGAGCAGAAGCGAUAUUUAUUGGUAUUAUCUUAGGGAUUCGAAUGUGCAGAAUUCGUGGAACUGAAUACUAUUUAUGCAUUUGGCAACACAUCUAAAUGAGUCGCUUGUUUGCCUAAUUGUCGACUGGUAUUAAGUGAUUCAUUACUUGAAACAGUAAUUUUAUUUAAAUUUAACGGGGUAUAUUUUCUGAAGAGGUUAGUUUUGGAAAAGGUGUUGGCAUUCUAUUCCUCCACAAUUAUUUCUAUCACUUUGUGACACAAAAUGUUGAUAACAACACAAAGGGCUGUAGAAAGUAUAUACCGCAACAGAAACAAGGCAAAGGCUCCAGUCUUUUGAAACACACAGUGGCAUUGAUUGAAACAUACUUUUCAGUACAUACUUGUUUUUUAAAUUGAUUUACAUAAUUAUUCGCAGGUCUUUCAUUUAUUAUACUUAUGAUCUAAUCGAUUUAUAUGAGUGCCAACUGUAGAGUUAGUUGUUGAAUAUAAAAACUGCGGUACAAAAUUCUGACACACAAACUCCCACGAGUCAUAAACUGGACACGCUACACUGAAGAUUUGUCUCUCACGAGUUUUGAAACUUCACUUCAUAUUAGGCCAAAGAUCCACAACUUGAUGAGAGUCGAGAAGAGAAGGAAUAAAAAAUAUGUAUCAGGUUCCCGCAAAAUAUUUUUAACUGAAUUUUAAAGCGUACAAAGACUACAGAAAUCAGCUCCUGAAUCAUUGCCAACUGAUUAGACAAAAUAUGGCCGAAUAAAUAUAUAUUUGUUGGAAGAUAUAACGAUCUAAAUAUACAACUUAUUAUAAAAAGUAUUACAAUAUAGCAACUUCGAACAUUGGGCUUUUAUUUUUUUGAAGAAAAAGUCGAGAUGAUUUUAAGUCAAUCUCAUGGUUACGUUUUGUUUGUAAAUAAAUCAGUUUUUAGGUUAAGACCCUGUAACAUGAUGUAUUCGAUAGAUGAGUUUUUAAAAAUGGUAUGCUGCUGUUGAAAAUGUAUUAAAGAUAAGAACUAUUUAGAAUGUGUAGUAAUUAUUUCUCCAAGAAUUUGAAAAUUUCAAGUGAAAUAAAAUAUUGAAGCUGAGGCAAA